This is a messenger RNA of Panicum virgatum (switchgrass), 852 nucleotides long. RefSeq lists its product as uncharacterized. Gene Ontology annotation, cellular component: plasma membrane. The coding region runs from base 1 to 852 and encodes 283 amino acids. The record is from RefSeq and is a predicted model, not a curated record. The transcript has a single exon. NCBI's taxonomy places the organism in Eukaryota, Viridiplantae, Streptophyta, Magnoliopsida, Poales, Poaceae.
AUGUCGACCAGCCGGGAGCGCCUCCCUGACGAGCACCGGACACGUUCCGAGCAGUACCACCAACGAGGCGGCGGCGGCGUCUACGGCGACCGGCAUCAGCAGCGCGAGGGCUACGGCGCCGGCGGCGUCUACGACGACCGGCAUCCGCCGCACGACGCCUACGGCGACCGGCAGCAGCAGCGCGACGGCUACGGCGGCGGCCACUGGCGGCACGAAGACGGGCGGCGGCCGCACCGGCGGCCGCGGUACAACGACUUCCGGGGGCACCGGUCGGGCGUGCUGGAGUGGACGGCGGCGGUGGUGUUCACGGUGCUGGCCAUCGUGGUGCUGCUGGCGGCGGUGACUGUGCUGGUGGUGGUGCUGCUGCUCCAGCCCCGGUCGCCGUACCUGGCCGUCCGGACGGCGAGGCUCGACGCGCUGGUGUACGACCAGCAGGGCGCGCUGGACGACGUGCAGCUGUCGCUCCUCGUCGAGGCCCGCAACGCCAACGCGCGCUCCGCCGCGUCGUUCUCGCGCCUGGAGCUCCGGCUGGAGUUCGGCGGCGUGGUCCUCGCCAGGCUCCGCGCCGACCCGUUCGGCCUGCCGCCCAGGGGCGCCCUGCCGCUGGCCUACGUGGCGCGCGCGCGGGGCGCGCCGCUCGACGCCACCCGCAGCGCCGCCGUGGAGGCCGCGCUCCGGGACGGCGUGGUGCCGUUCGGGCUGGACGGGGAGGCCAGGACGGCGUGGAAGAUCGCGGGGCUCGUCGGCGUCCACCACUGGACCCGGCUGGCCUGCGAGCUCCGGUUCUUCUGGCCCAACGGCACCGCGCUCCACUUCAGCUGCAACUCCAAGUCCAAGUUCUGGUUCUUCUGA